UUGAAUAAGAAUCUGUGUUUGUUUAAAGAUCGUGUUACGCAGAUAAGUCAGCUUCUCUCUCCUCUUCACCCUUUCUCGCACAACAAUCAGAAUUUUGCAGAGCCCCAAAUUGGAGCUCCAGAAAUUGAAAAGGGGUUCUUUUGGUCGAAUUAGGAGGGUAGAAUUUAUUAAUUAUGGACCAGAUUUUCAAUAAGGUUGGAUCUUACUGGUUGGGUCAAAAGGCUAACAAAGAGUUCAAUUCCGUCGGCGAUGACAUUAAUUCACUAGGAAGCAGCAUUGGGGACAGCACCAAAUGGUUGGUCAACAAAUUUAAAGGGAAGAUGCAGAAGCCCUUACCAGAGUUGCUAAAGGAAUAUGAUUUGGCCGAGGGAAUCUUCCCAAGGGAUGCCACACACUACGAGUUUGAUGAGAGGACGGGAAAACUUACAGUAUAUGUACCUCAAAUAUGUGAAGUGGGCUACAAGGAUUCAUCAGUGUUGCGAUUUUUUACCACUGUAACUGGGUACCUUGAAAAGGGAAAGCUGGCUGAUAUAGAGGGGUUAAAGACAAAAGUAAUGAUCUGGGUCAAAGUUACUGCCAUUACUUCUGAAGGUUCGAAGCUUUAUUUUUCAGCUGGGGUGAAGAAAACCCGAAGCAGGGAGGCGUAUCAGGUUCUUCGGGAUGGAGUUGUUAUAGAAAAGUUCUGACCUCAUCUUAAACUAUACGACAUAUGUUUGCUUGACAAUGUAUGUUUAUCCUCGGUAAUGUAAUUGUGAAUUUGCGAAAUUUAACCUAAACUAUAAGAUCGAUGUUUGUAACUGAUACGUUACCUAAUUAAGCUCAGGAUAUUAUGAUUUCAUAAACGGGUAUACAGUGCUUUUUCCGUCA
Molecule: messenger RNA, 867 nt
Organism: Spinacia oleracea (spinach)
Lineage: Eukaryota; Viridiplantae; Streptophyta; Magnoliopsida; Caryophyllales; Amaranthaceae
Exons: 3
Coding region: 174-686 (170 amino acids)
Source: RefSeq, a predicted model, not a curated record